CACACCAAUGGUCAAAAGGGCAGCCAUGCUCUCUGUUUCUCUCUUCUUUUCUUCUUCUUCUUCCUCUCAUCUGCUCUUCCUUUCUAAAACCCUAACAAAAAGGACCUGUUUUUCUUCCCUAGUUACCAUGUCCAUCAACCUUAACGCCCAUGCAUUUGCUGGUAACCCCAUAAGAUCCAAAACCCCUAAAGCCCAUGACCCACUCUCGCCUUCUUCAGCUUUCCAGUCCCUCAAAACCCAUCUCCUCCAAAACCCAGAAACCACAUCCCUUCCACCUCCUCCAAAGUCCCCUCUUUUCAAGGUCUUGCCUUUUAGAAAGGGCAGACCUUUAGCUUCUUCGUCUAUCACAGGGAAUAAUGAUGAUGAUGUGCCCAGUUGGCAUCUGGGGUGGAUCAGUUUACCUGAUUGUAAGUACUUUCUGGGGAAAUGUGGGGUGGACUUGACUGAAGACUCUUUGGUUUAUUUGGGUUCAAAGGUUGAAGACGAUGUUGUUUAUUGGGCUGUUGAUGUUUCUGGGGAAAGUAGAUUGGUCCCUGAAUUGGGUGACAAUCAGUUUUGCUUUGUGGAGCUUAGAACACUAAUGGUGGCUACUGAUUGGUCUGAUUCUAUUGCCAUGGGUGAAUUGGCUAUUGCUGGUCAUGCUCGAGCGUUGCUUGAAUGGCACAACCUAUCACGAUUUUGUGGCCAUUGUGGAGAAAAAACAAUUCCCAAAGAAGCUGGAAGAAGGAAACAAUGCUCCAAUGAAUCCUGCAAAAAGAGGAUUUACCCUCGUGUUGAUCCUGUUGUCAUUAUGUUGGUCAUUGAUAGAGAAAAUGAUCGUGCACUUUUAGGUAGACAGUCUAGAUUCGUACCUCGAAUGUGGAGUUGUUUAGCCGGAUUCAUAGAGCCAGGGGAAAGCUUAGAAGAAGCAGUGAGGAGAGAAACAUAUGAAGAGGCCGGUAUUGAAGUCGGAGAAGUUGUUUAUCAUAGUUCUCAGCCAUGGCCGGUUGGUCCGAGUAGCAUACCAUGCCAGUUGAUGGUCGGGUUCUUUGCAUACGCUAAAUCUCUUGAAAUAAACGUGGAUAAGGAAGAACUAGAAGACGCACAGUGGCACAGUAGAGAAGUCGUGAGGAAAGCAUUGGCGGUUGCAGAAUACAAGAAGGCGCAAAAAACGACCGCAGCCAAAGUAGAUCAAAUGUGCAAAGGAGUCGAGAAGGGACGGAGUUUGUCGGCAGAUUUUAACGUCGAAAGUGGGGAACUCACUCCCAUGUUUUUCCCCGGUCCAUUCGCGAUUGCCCAUCACCUCAUCUCUACCUGGGCUAAUCAAGGUGUACCGACUGACGGUGUCGAAGCCAGCUCAAAACAGCCUAGCAGUUCCAUUUCGAAUCUAUAGCUCUUCAUCUUCUACUAUAAAUAUAUCAAUAAUCAUUAAAAAAAUAUGAAUGAAAGUAAUUCACCUUUUUUCUCCUUCUUAGGGUAUUACUCUGUAAAGUUUGCCAUUUUGGUUUGUGUAAUCAACAAUCGGAUUCAAUGCUCAAACACUGAUUCAUUUAUGUACACGCUUUCUAGCAUAAUUCCAACAUGGGAAUUUACAAAUAAA
Messenger RNA from Gossypium raimondii (Peruvian cotton), 1579 nucleotides. Its product is annotated as nudix hydrolase 19, chloroplastic. The transcript is spliced from 6 exons. Lineage: Eukaryota; Viridiplantae; Streptophyta; Magnoliopsida; Malvales; Malvaceae. Gene Ontology annotation, cellular component: cytosol. The record is from RefSeq and is a predicted model, not a curated record. Gene Ontology annotation, biological process: NADP+ catabolic process; NAD+ catabolic process. Gene Ontology annotation, molecular function: metal ion binding; NADH pyrophosphatase activity. The coding region runs from base 8 to 1372 and encodes 454 amino acids.